UAUAAUAUGGACGUUGACUACUAUGAGUAUUGACUAAAAAAAGUACAUUUGUAAAGAGUCGUCAUCUUUCCUAUCGCUUGGCAUUUUCAAACCGCCAUUGUUUACUUCCAUGAAUCUUCUUUUCCGUCAUAUCGGAAAAUAAAAAAACCCUCCAAAUCUCUCAACCGCCAAACACACAGAUCAUUCUUAGCUGCUAAGAAUGGAUGGUUAAACUGACCCACGAACACCUGUCAAAAAAAUUAAUCCAAAUGCUUCUGUAUUUAAGAACAUCCUUACCUCUUGGGUUUGAUCCUAAUUGGAUUAACAAUGGCUAACGAGGGUCAGCCAAUUGGGAGAUCAUUUUCUGAAUUUUUUGUGAGUUGGGAAGCUCAACACAAGAUUUAUCUUGACAAACUGCUAACCCAUCAAAAUGAUACAGAAGAAGAUUCACUGAAGUAUUUGGUCGAACAGGUGUUGGGCCAUUACCAGGAGUACUACCAGGAGAAAAGCAAAGCAGCUGAAUCCGAUGUGUUCAUCAUGUUUUCUCCACCUUGGUUCAGUUCUUAUGAGCGCACACUUUUAUGGGCAACUGGGUUUAAACCGUCGAUGGCGUUUCAGUUAGUGAAGGAGACGGUGGGUGUUGAUUUGAACGAAGAACAAAAGCGAAGGAUUGCGGUCGUGAGAGAGGAGACACGGCGGAUGGAGAGACAGAUUAUGCGAGCUAUGGCGAAUGUACAGGAGAGUGUGGCGGCACCGCCGUUCUGUGGGUUGGUGAAACGGGAAGCGAGUUUGGUCGACGGUGAGGUGUCUGAGAUGGAAAAAGCAGUGGAGCAGUUGAAGGCGGCGAUGGUGGCUGUGAUGAAAGAUGCUGAUUAUCUCCGGCAACAUACCGCCGGAGAAGUGUUGGAGAUACUGAGUCCGGCACAGAAGGUGAAGUUUUUGGCCGGAACGUCGCAGUUUUGGCUUCAGUCCAGGAGGCUUGGAAUGGAGAGAGAUGAGCAGACAAAAAUGGAUUUUCAAGAAAAUCUUUUAACAUUUUUUCUGAAUUAAUUUUUUUCAGGAUAACCACUCAUCUUAAUAAAUUGGUUUUGUAACCAUUUCUCUUU
This is a messenger RNA of Cynara cardunculus var. scolymus (artichoke), 1085 nucleotides long. Its product is annotated as protein DOG1-like 4. Lineage: Eukaryota; Viridiplantae; Streptophyta; Magnoliopsida; Asterales; Asteraceae. Gene Ontology annotation, molecular function: sequence-specific DNA binding. The record is from RefSeq and is a predicted model, not a curated record. Bases 307 to 1029 code for a protein of 240 amino acids. The transcript has a single exon. Gene Ontology annotation, biological process: DNA-templated transcription.